Salmo salar (Atlantic salmon) is the source of this 1449-nucleotide messenger RNA. RefSeq names its product hydroxysteroid 11-beta-dehydrogenase 1-like protein. Gene Ontology annotation, molecular function: oxidoreductase activity. The record is from RefSeq and is a predicted model, not a curated record. Gene Ontology annotation, cellular component: intracellular membrane-bounded organelle. Lineage: Eukaryota; Metazoa; Chordata; Actinopteri; Salmoniformes; Salmonidae.
CCGGAAUGUCCGGUUGUUGGGGACUCGGCAGAGGCUAGUUGCUUCCGCCUUACCACUCAAACAAGCCCAUUGAGUACGGUAUUGCAGUCACAAGAUGAAGGCUUUUACUAAACUCUUAAUUGUUGGUGCUAUAGGAGUAGCUUUUGUUGCUUUCCAAUGGAGUGGACCCACCUUGGACUCAGAGUCUUUAAAGGGUGCACGGGUCCUGGUGACUGGUGCCAGUACGGGUAUAGGUGAACAAAUGGCAUAUCACCUUGCCGGCUUUGGUGCCCAGGUGGUUAUUACAGCCAGGAGGGAGAAGGUUCUACAGCAGGUAGUAGAGAAGUGCCAGGGUUUGGGGGCCCAGAAAGCUCUGUACGUAGCAGCAGAUAUGGCCAAUCCUUCUGACCCAGAGAGAGUGGUGCAGUUUGCUGUGGACAAGCUGGGAGGACUGGACUACCUGGUGCUGAACCACAUAGGUUCUAGCCCAUUCGCCAUGUGGGACGGAGAUGUGGAGCACACUAGAUGGUUAAUGCAGGUAAAUUUCCUCAGCUAUCUGCAGAUGGCGAAGACUGCUCUGCCCACCCUUGAGCAGAGUAGCGGUUCCAUUGUGGUCGUCUCCUCCUUAUUAGGAAAAAUGUGCAGCCCGUUUAUGGCCCCCUACACAUCCACUAAGUUUGCCCUGAACGGUUUCUUUGGGACGCUGCAGCAUGAGCUGGCCAUGCAGAGGAGCAACGUGUCCAUUACUAUCACCGUCCUGGCCCUGAUCGAUACGGACUCGGCUAUGGAGAAAGUCAAGGGGUUCACCAACAUCCCAGCCUGGCCGGCCAGUGAGGCAGCGCUUCACAUCAUCACUUCUGGAGCCACUCGUCAGACAGAGUCUUACUACCCCUGGUUCUGGUAUUAUGGCUCUCUCAUCAGAGACUGGUUCCCCUACUUAAGGGAUAUUUCUAUACGUAACCUUUAUAAAUAUUAAACAUAUGCUUGAAAUACACGUUAUGAUGACAAAAAAAAUCAAGAAAGCAUACAGUAUUAUAUAUAUAUUUUUUUCACCUUUAUUUAACCAGGUAGGCUAAUUGAGAACAAGUUCUCAUUUACAACUGCAACCUGGCCAAGAUAAAGCAAAGAAUGCAACACAAACAACAACACAGAGUUACACAUGGAAUAAACAAACAUACAGUUAAUAACACAAUAGAGAAAAAAAUAUAUAAAUUAUAUAGAGCCCUUAUUGCAUGGAACUUCCUUCCAUCUCAUAUUGCUCAAAUAAACAGCAAACCUGGUUUAAAAAAACAGACAAAGCUACACCUCACAGCACAACGACUCUCCCCUAUUUGAUCUAGAUAGUUAGUGUGUAUGCGUUGAUAUGUAGGCUAUGUGUGCCUUUAAAAAAAUGUAUGUAGUUCUGUCCUGCUGUUCUUGUUUAUUGAUGUUCUGUAUUACAGUGGCUUGUGAAAGUAUUCACCCCCUUCA